Molecule: messenger RNA, 2355 nt
Organism: Grammomys surdaster
Lineage: Eukaryota; Metazoa; Chordata; Mammalia; Rodentia; Muridae
Product: bromodomain-containing protein 8-like
Exons: 6
Coding region: 1166-2035 (289 amino acids)
Cellular component (GO): NuA4 histone acetyltransferase complex
Molecular function (GO): protein binding
Source: RefSeq, a predicted model, not a curated record
UUUGAGUUUGAAGACAAGAGUAAGGCUUUUAAAAGCGGGGCGGGUGGGAUGGAGAGUGUAGUGUGUACUGCUCUUCCAGAGAACUUGAGUUCAGUUCCUAGCACUUACAUCAGGCCACUUAAAACUAACUCCAACAACUGAGGAUCCAACAUUUUACACAGGCAUAUAUGCAUAAACAGUAAUUUUAAAGUUUUUUUUAAACCAAGGGAGUAACUUGAACAAGAAAAAGUUGAAACUUUAAAGGAAUUAAUGACAGCAGAAGACCAAGCAAGAACUCAAGAAAAGAAGACUUGUUGAAAGCCAUAGCUAGAUGCUGGGAACGUAGCUAGGUCAUCUAAUAUUGCAGGAAACCCUGGAUUUCAUUCAUAGCACCAAAUAAAACCAGAUCAUUUUCAGCUUCCUACUGACUGCGAGGUUAGGCUACGUGAGACCCUGUCUUUAAAAAAGAAAAAAGAAACUUGGAGGAAAAAAAAGAAAUGUAAUGGACAAGAGAAGGUGGUUAAAAUCUGUUUUGGGCUGGAGAGAUGGAUCAACAUGUUGAAAGAGUGCUUGCUGUUCUUCAGAGGACUGAAGUUUGACUCCCAGCACCCACAUCAGGUGGCUUACCAUCACCUGUAAUGCAAGGGAUCCAAUCCCUUCUCUUCUGGCCCCUAUGGACUCCUGUACACGUAUGGUAUUCAUUCACUCACACACACAGACACACCACGUUAAAGAAAAUAAAUCUAAAACUUCCAAAUAAAUGAAUGAACCAAUGAAUAAAACUCAAGUGUUUCUGUUUUUAUUCUGGCAGUCAGAUAUAUGACCAGAAGGAUACCAAAAGUAACCAUGAGUAUUUUGAAACUAAUGAUUAGUAAGUUAAUAAUAGAUUAAUAUUGGUAUGCACUAAGGAAACCCUUUUUAUCCUUAAGUUUAUUGUCUUUAAGUUCUUGGGCAAUUUGUGAUAAAGCAAGUCAAGACAGCUAUGUUCUAAUUCUCUUAGAGUAUGAACAAAUCCAAGUUUUAAAAUGGGGUAAUAUAAACAUGAAGCUAUUUUUCCCAAGACAUAAAAAUUUUUUUUAAUCUAUUGUUUUCCUUUCGCUAGAUUUUAUGCCUCCUAAUGAAUAGACAUUUCUGGACUUUUUCUAUGAACUUGGGAGAUAGGGGUGUAAUGGGAGUGUUGAUUUGAAUGAUUUUUUUUUACAUUAACACAUAUUUUUCUGUGUGUUUACAGGUAGGGUGUGAGUGGGUUUGGUUGGAUUCUGGACAAGACUAUCGUGAUGACUCUGAGUUGAGCAGUGACUGCAGGUCCCUCUUCAGCUCUUUGGAUUCCAGCCUGGAUCUUGAUGUGGGCAGCUGGAAGGACACUGAGGAUGCAGAGGCUGAUGAGCUGGAGGAAAGCAGUCCAGAGAAAGAAUCUAGCGAGCUUCUUGUGGAAGAUGUCGAGAGUGAAGAACCUCAGGAAGAGGCAGAAAAAGACACAUCCCAGAACCUCCUCCACCUCCUCUCUGAGGGGGAAGCUCAGCAAGUCUCAAAAGAGGACAAUCAAGGCGAAGGGUCUGCUUCAGAUGGAGAAGACACGCCCCCUUUAGGUGAGGGUCGUGACGGCAUCCGAGUUCAGGAAGCUCCCCUCGUGAAUAUCCUUUACAACUGUACUAACUCCUCACAACUGAAUGACCUAAGCCAAGGUGAUCCUAUUCAGGAUCAUUUCCUAUUUAAGAAGACUCUUUUGCAAGUCUGGAAGAUGAUUGCCAGUCACAGGUUUAGCAGCCCAUUUCUGAAACCUGUGUCAGAAAAGCAGGCCCCCGGAUACAAGGAUGUGGUGAAAAGACCCAUGGACUUAACCACCCUGAAGAGGAAUCUGUCUAAGGGACGCAUUCACACCAUGGCUGAAUUCCAGCGGGAUCUGAUGCUGAUGUUCCAAAAUGCUGUGAUGUACAACGACUCUGAUCAUCACAUAUACCACAUGGCUGUGGAGAUGCAGCGGGAAGUCUUGGAGCAGAUUCAGGUGCUGAGUACAUGGCUGGAUAAAAGGAAGGACUUGAGUAGUCUGGAAUGAGUGCCAGUUAAUCCAGCGGAUGAAGGAAGCGGGCUUUGUUAGCCUGGAACUACAAGUCUGAUUCUUCCUCAAGUUACAGCUCUGCUUAGGACUGACCAGAGAAGAUGUGAAGACUUACUCUCUCUCCAUUACCUUUCCGAAUAAGGAUGAUAAUGCCUUACUUACUAAGAUGUCAAUGGUGCUUGCAGAUGUAAUAUUUUUUAAAGGGUGGGGUAGGGUACCAAGAUCUGGAUUUAUGAUGUAAAUAUUGCCCAUAUUUUUGUUGCAUAGACUUAGAAGUAAUUUGAUUGAACCUUUUGUUUCUCUAUAAAUAAAUAUUU